Nematolebias whitei (Rio pearlfish) is the source of this 1464-nucleotide messenger RNA. Its product is annotated as kelch repeat and BTB domain-containing protein 13. Bases 1 to 1464 code for a protein of 487 amino acids. Gene Ontology annotation, molecular function: protein binding. The record is from RefSeq and is a predicted model, not a curated record. The transcript has a single exon. Lineage: Eukaryota; Metazoa; Chordata; Actinopteri; Cyprinodontiformes; Rivulidae.
AUGUCGGCUCUCGGCCCUGAAUCAAAGGAAAGCAGCCCCGGUGAUGAUGAAGGUGAAAGGUAUCAGCCAUGUUUAGCCUCUGGUCUUGUUUCAGCCAAACUAACUAUUGUGAUUGGAGAUACACACUUUUCUGAAGAGAAGACAUUACUUGUUCAAAGCUGUGACUAUUUCCAAGCUCUGUACCGCUCUGGAAUGAAGGAAAGCCACCAGGAUGUGAUCCACCUACAGUGUGUGCGUGCUCGAGGGUUCCUCCUUGCCUUGGCAGUUCUACAUGGGGAGAUGCCGGCUCUGGAGGAAGACGACAUUGUUGAGGCGAUUGAAUGUGCUGCUUUUUUACAGAUUACACUGCUCACAAAGCACCUUAUCAACCUCAUCGACACCGACAACUGUCUGCUGAUGUAUCACACUGCUGCAAUGUUCGGACUCACGGACCUUCACCACGCCGCUGCGCUCUUCAUCCGAGACAUGUACAGUGACCUGGAGACAGAGAUCAAGACGAUCCUACCAUCUGAGCUGAUCUCAUACAUCGAGUCUUUGACACCAAGUGUUUUUGUGGCUGUAGGGGCUCACGUGAGCUGCGGCAGGGACACUAGCAUCCACGCCGCCUCCAGGACAGUCUGCUACCUGGAUGAAAAGGAAAACCAUUGGAAAGUACUGACAGAUCUCCCACUGGAAGCCAGCACCUCUCUGGCUGGGGUCACUGUUUUAGACAACAAACUUUACAUUGUUGGAGGAGUUCAUGGAGUUUACAAACAAGUUGUGGAGUCUUGUUUCUGCUACAAUGUUGAGAAUGGCAACUGGACAAGGAUUGCCAGCCCAGCACAACUCCGUUAUAAUUUAAGCCUUGUGGGUGUAGAUGGUUGCCUUUAUGCCAUUGGAGGGGAAUAUGAACGAACAGUGAUGUCAUGUGUGGAAAUAUACAACACAAGCAGAGACACGUGGACACUUGCUGCUCACCUACCUCGACCAGCAGCAGGAGCUGCUUGUUCCAAAACAAUGAGCAGGAUUUUUGUGUGUUUGUGGAGGCCAAUGGAGACCACAGAGAUCUACGAGUAUGUCCUGAGGAAAGAUGAGUGGCAGCUCAUUACAACACUAAUCCGAUACCACAGCUAUGGCCACUGUUUGGUCGGCCACAAAGACAACCUGUAUGUCAUGAGGAACGGCCCAUCGGAUGACUUUCUGAGGUGCUUGAUGGACUGCUACAAUCUGAGCUCUGGUCAGUGGUCAUCCCUACCGGGACAUUUUGCCAACAGCAAAGGUUCAUUGUUCACAGCUGUGGUUAGAGGCGACUCUGUGCUCACUCUAAACAGGAGCGCAACUUUAGAGUAUAAAGUGGAGGGUAAAAACUGGAAGCCCAGGCGAAAGAUGAAGGGUUUCCCCAGGAGUGGAUCAGUGUGGACGUUCCUGCUCCGACUGCCUGAUGUUUCCAAGCUUCAGCGCCAAGUAUCUAACUUUAUCACAUAG